UUGGGUCGGGGAGAGACGUUUUACAAGGUUAUUUGAACUUAUUUCAACAAAUCCAGGCCUGUAGGACAACCAAUUAUGCAUCUUUUUCAGGUCGUGGCGUCUCAGCAACAUUCAGUUCAUUGCGUCGAAGACAAUUUGUUAUGUAACACAUUGUUCAGCGUAUAACAUUUUGGACCGAACACUACGAUGAAAACUAGUUAAAAACAGACUAUAAACUCACUAAAGCCAGUGAAAACUGAAAAGAUAAGGUACUUCUUUUUCACUUAUAUUCUAGCGACGUAAUACGUUAUAUCACGACACAUUCCGAGUCCCGACGAGUCGACGACAUUAGCAUGCAGGAAGUUUAUUUCGAAGUUAUUGGAAUGGAGGUGAUAUAAAUUAUAAAGUUCUCAUCAAAAUAGAUUGUUGGCUAAUACCUAAUUUUCUGUGAUAAAUCUACUUAAAUAUGGCUAAAGAAGAUACACAGCAGAAUCGUUAUGGCUAUCAAGAAACACUGAUGUAUGGCACCCAUACAACACAGGAAUUACAAGAAUAUGCCAAAAGUUUUGCAGCAGAGUUACGUAAUCAAAGUACUUCUCAAGAUGAAGCAGUAACUGAACCAAGUGAAGAUAAUUUUCAAUCAUACAGUCCUUCACGAUGGGGGAAAAUGAUAAGGCAAUGUAAAAGAAUUUUGAAGCCAGUUCAAGAAAAAUUCGACAGUGACUGGUUAUUUUUAUUGAUUUUGGGAAUUAUAGUUGCUCUCAUUAGUUUUGGCUUGGAUUUCUCAAUUGACAAAUGUCAACAAGCUCAUUUGUGGCUAUAUUCCCAUGCAACAGACAAUAUUUUUGGUCAAUAUUUGAUCUGGGUUCUCUUCCCAGUUUGUUUGAUUUUUUUCUCUGUUGGUUUCACACAUCUUGUUUCCCCUCAUGCUAUUGGUUCUGGCAUUCCUGAGAUGAAGACUAUUUUACGUGGUACAAUUUUGAAGCGUUAUCUGUCGAUACCAACAUUGAUUGCCAAAGUGGUUGGUCUGACAGCUUCACUUGGUAGUGGUAUCCCAAUAGGAAAAGAGGGUCCUUUCGUUCAUAUUGCCUGUAUUGUUGCAAGAGCACUUGGAAAAUUUGUUACCUCAUUUCAAGGAAUAUUUAUGAAUGAAUCUCGUAAUACGGAAAUUCUUGCUGCAGCUUGUGCUCUGGGUGUUUCAAGUUGCUUUGCUUCACCAAUUGGAGGAGUAUUGUUCAGUAUUGAAGUAACAAGUACAUAUUUUGCUGUGAGGAAUUACUGGCGUGGUUUCUUUGCUGCCGUUUGUGGUGCUUUUAUGUUUAGUCUUCUCUCAGUGUGGGACAAUGAUGAAGACACCAUAACUGCGCUCUUCAAGACAAACUUUAGGAUCGAUUUUCCAUUUGAUACGGAGGAGUUUAUUGCGUUUUCUCUGAUUGGGGUUGUCUGUGGAUUUGGUGGAGCUCUUUUUGUGUAUACACACAGGAAGAUUGUGGAUGUAAGACGACAUCAUCGUGAGAACGUCAUAUCAAGAUUUCUUGAGAAAAGUCGAUUUUUGUAUCCUGUGAUUGUCACUCUUCUGGUAUCAACGCUGAUGUUUCCAAAAGGACCUGGAAAGCUUGUAGCUGGGGAGUUGACACAAAAGGAAGCUAUUGAAGAACUCUUCUCAAAUACGACGUGGUCACUUGGUGAUAGUGAAGACUCGGACGUUCCUAAAGAGACGUUGAAACAUUGGAACGGAGCAUUCGGGAAUAUUUACGUCACUUUAGUUUUCUUUAUUGUCAUUAAGUUUAUCAUGACAGCCAUUGCCAUCACUCUGCCAGUUCCAGCAGGAAUAUUCUUUCCUGUUUUUGUCAUCGGUGCUGCGUUUGGUCGUCUUGUUGGUGAAGCUAUGGCGACAUGGUUUCCUGAAGGUAUCCAUGACAACGGACCUCAAGAUGUCGCUAGUAAAAUAUUACCAGGAGGCUAUGCGGUUGUUGGUGCGGCUGCAAUGUCUGGUGCUGUCACUCAUACCAUAUCUGUCUCUGUUAUUGUGUUUGAACUAACUGGGCAGAUUGCACAUAUAUUACCUGUCAUGGUCGCUGUUUUGAUUGCUAAUGGAAUAGCCCAGUGGUUGCAGCCUUCAAUUUACGACAGUAUAAUACAAAUAAAGAAAUUACCUUACCUUCCAGAGAUUACAAACUCCAGACUUUACAAAGUGACUGUGGCGAAUAUUAUGAAAACAGACUUGCAGUUUAUAACGAGGAGGUCGACAUAUCGAGAUCUGAAAGAGUUGUUAGAAAAGUCAAAAUUAACGUCAUUUCCACUGGUUGACACCAAAGAGACAAUGACUCUUCUCGGCUCCAUCCGCCGUCCUCAACUACAAAUGUUACUAACUCGAUAUCUGAGCAACACCAGACACAGUGGAAGUCGAGCAGAAAGUGAAGCAAGCUCACCACGGUCAACAUCACCAACUCCUCUUCUUCCUGAGCGCAGGAGAGAUGAUGACGAUCGUGCUCUAUCAGAUAGUGAAAUUGAGGUGAAUUUACGUGAUUCAACAAUGCCAACAUCAUCAAGCAAGGGUUCUCUCUUUGAAAAACUUCCAGGUUCACAACAACUUCAACGUUUAUUCUCAGGAAGUGGUUCUACCAUAGACUCUGAGGGGCGAUCUGGAAGUCCUAGCUCCCAAAGAGAACCUAUUUCACCUGAACAGUAUUUACAAUGGGAAAACGAAGUACUAGACAAAGAGGUUGACUAUGACUUAUGUCAAAUUGAUCCAGCUCCAUUCCAACUUGUAGAAAGAACAUCACUACUUAAGGUGCACAAAUUGUUUGCUUUGUUAAAUCUCUCUCAUGCCUAUGUCACAUCACUUGGUCGGCUUGUUGGAGUGGUUGCUCUUACUGAGGUUCGGCAAACUGUUGAAGGACACGAGACACAUGAGGAAAUGCAUCGAAAUCAUCAUGCAGUUUCAUAACUUCAUAAGGCAGAUAUUACCA
Molecule: messenger RNA, 2951 nt
Organism: Dendronephthya gigantea
Lineage: Eukaryota; Metazoa; Cnidaria; Anthozoa; Malacalcyonacea; Nephtheidae
Product: chloride channel protein 2-like
Exons: 25
Coding region: 446-2929 (827 amino acids)
Biological process (GO): transmembrane transport; chloride transport
Cellular component (GO): membrane
Molecular function (GO): voltage-gated chloride channel activity
Source: RefSeq, a predicted model, not a curated record